ACGCCCCCGGAGCCCGGCCCACCGGUCCCCACGCUGGACAUCGGGCUGGACUCGUGCGUCAUCCCGCUGCGGCACGGCGGCCUGUCGCUGGUGCAGACCACCGACUUCUUUUACCCGCUGGUGGAGGACCCCUACAUGAUGGGGCGCAUCGCCUGUGCCAACGUGCUGAGCGACCUGUACGCCAUGGGCAUCACCGAGUGUGACAACAUGCUGAUGCUGCUCAGCGUCAGCCAGACCAUGCCCGAGGAGGACCGCGAGAAGGUGACGCCCCUCAUGAUCCAAGGCUUCCGCGACGCCGCCGAGGAAGGCGGCACGGCCGUGACCGGUGGCCAGACGGUGAUCAACCCCUGGAUCAUCAUCGGCGGCGUGGCCACCGUGGUGUGUCAGCCCAACGAGUUCAUCAUGCCCGACAGCGCGGUGGUUGGAGACGUGCUCGUGCUCACCAAGCCCCUGGGGACCCAGGUGGCCGUCAACGCCCACCAGUGGCUGGACAAUCCCGACAGGUGGAACAAGAUCAGGAUGGUGGUCACCAGGGAAGAGGUGGAGCUGGCCUAUCAGGAAGCCAUGUUCAACAUGGCCACCCUCAACCGAAUCGCCGCGGGCCUCAUGCACACGUUUAAUGCGCACGCGGCCACAGACAUCACGGGCUUUGGGCUCCUAGGGCACGCGCAGAACCUUGCCAAACAGCAGAGGAACGAGGUGUCCUUUGUCAUUCACAACCUGCCCAUCAUCGCCAAGAUGGCAGCCGUUAGCAAGGCCAGCGGCAGAUUUGGGCUUCUCCAGGGGACUUCCGCAGAAACCUCGGGAGGACUGCUGAUCUGCCUCCCGAGGGAGCAGGCAGCCCGCUUUUGUUCCGAAAUCAAAUCUUCCAAGUACGGCGAAGGCCAUCAAGCCUGGAUCGUGGGCAUCGUGGAAAAGGGAAACCGGACGGCCCGGAUUAUUGACAAGCCUCGAGUGAUCGAAGUCCUACCUCUGGGGGCCACGGCGACUGCCCUCGCUCCUGACAAUUUCAACACCACCUCGGAGCCAGCCUUAUGAGAUGGGAGAGCCGAAGGCAGGUGGCCCCUGGAGCCUUGGUACGCAAAGAAGAACACCUUUCCACAGGCUGCCUGCGUCUGCAUAGCGGGCCCAGCCACCCUCCAUCAGAGGUGAAUCACUUCAUCAGAACCAGCUGUGGGGUACAUGCCAAGGCCAGGAGUAACCUGCGGGAGUCUGAGGGGGGUAGUUUUCUGUCAUCUCGUGGGUAGGAGAGGCACCUCUGCUUCCUCUUUUCCAAGCGCAAGAUGAGGCUGCUUUAAAGGAUUUUUUUUUUUCUUCUCUUUGCACUGGGUUGAUUCAUUGCCGCAUAAGGAAUGAGAUUAUUUAUUAAAAGUAAAUUAUAUGCACACACACAAAGUCAAUUGCAAAGUGAAACAAACAAACAAAUGCAAAUAAGCUUGGAUCAAUAUUUUGAUACAGUUAAAUUGAUCAGAGAGAGAACUUUAUGCACGGUCCAGGCCUUUAUUAGACAUUCCUGAAGAACAAGCGAGCGCCUUCCUGCUCUGGACAAGAAUUGAGCAGCUUGUCCACUGUCUGGGAAAGGUGGAUCCGGAACCAUCUGACGUGGUCUCUGUUAAUGAUGUUUCUCCCUCAAAACCCCGUGAAGGACCGGGAGAGACGGAGCAAAUGCCAGAGCCCAGGCCUUGGUGGUCAUUUGUCAUUCAGGUGUUAAAUCGUGUGCCGACAAUGAAUUCUUGGGUGAUUUUAUCAAUUAAAUUUUUAAAAAGCAAAAGGAAAUAAAGCUUGGUUGAAGAGA
This is a messenger RNA of Echinops telfairi (small Madagascar hedgehog), 1795 nucleotides long. RefSeq names its product selenophosphate synthetase 2 (gene SEPHS2). NCBI's taxonomy places the organism in Eukaryota, Metazoa, Chordata, Mammalia, Afrosoricida, Tenrecidae. The record is from RefSeq and is a predicted model, not a curated record. Gene Ontology annotation, biological process: L-selenocysteine biosynthetic process. The annotation marks the transcript as partial. The transcript has a single exon. Gene Ontology annotation, molecular function: ATP binding; selenide, water dikinase activity. Gene Ontology annotation, cellular component: cytoplasm.